Acanthopagrus latus (yellowfin seabream) is the source of this 1909-nucleotide messenger RNA. Its product is annotated as transmembrane 6 superfamily member 1-like. NCBI's taxonomy places the organism in Eukaryota, Metazoa, Chordata, Actinopteri, Spariformes, Sparidae. The coding region runs from base 375 to 1484 and encodes 369 amino acids. The transcript has 10 exons. Gene Ontology annotation, cellular component: lysosomal membrane. The record is from RefSeq and is a predicted model, not a curated record.
CUAUUUAUAGAUAAUAAUGAUAAUGAUAACAAUAAUAAUUAGGAAACAAAUGACUCAAAUAACUCAAGCCUGUCUAUUAGGUAAGCAGACUGUGUGUGCGUGCGUGUCUGUGCGUGUGCGUGUGACAGUAGGUAGGAGGUACAGACGGAGUGAAAGCGAGAAAGACGAGCAGAACAAGACGGAGCAUGCUGCACGGAGGAGCUGAGCUGCAACUUUGUGCCUUGUUGUCUCCACUGUUGGACACUUCCCUCCACUCCCAGUCACCGAAAUAUGACUUCCGGACUCGACGCGAGAGUUUUCUGCAGCUGAAUCCGAAUUUUUAAUAUUCUCAGUUCUGGAACAAGAAAUAAAUCAAAUCCCACACUGGUCCCGCGAUGAGCGCGUCUGCAGGCACCGGGGUGUUCGUGCUCUCCCUGAUGUCCAUCCCCAUCUGCUAUCUGUUCAACUCCCUCAUUUACAGCAACAGUGCUGAAGCUUUCUUCUUCGCUGGCUGCACAACAGUCCUCAUCCUGGUCGUUUCAGGACACUUUAUGUUGAAGAGGAAGGCUCCAGUAGAUCCUCUCUUCUAUGUGUACGCAGCGUACGCCUUCCUCAGCGUGGUGAAUCUGAUCAUCGGGCUGGAGCAGGACAACAUCGUGGAUGGAUUUGUGACGUUUUACCUCAAAGUGGCAAAUCCACAUAUCAAUACAGCACAUGGGCACAUGAUCUCCUACUGGGACGGCUGUGUGCACUAUCUCAUGUAUCUGCUCAUGAUUGCUGCCAUUACUUGGGGGGACAGUUACCGAGCCAUUGGACUGUACUGGGUGGGAUCCUUUCUCAUGCGUGCCAUAGUCUACAUUCUUGGGAAUGCUGUGGGGAAAUAUGGGACCCACGUCGGUCCUCUGUUCCUCCUCCACAUGCUGUACAUCUUACUGUCUGUGUGGGCCUGUUUCCGUAUCUUCAGCCAGCCGUCGUCAAGGGACGUUCAGCUGACAAACAUCCCUGCGGCUGAAAGAAGAAGUUUACUCCGCAGACCUCAGGACCUUCUGUUCAUUAUCUACCUCAUCCCCGCCUUUGCUUUCUGCGUCUUCAGAGGCCUGAUUGUUCUGGACUGUUCCAGCCGAUGGUGUCAGGACUACACGCGGCAGUACGAGCCUUACCUGAAAGACCCCUCAGCCUAUCCUAAAGUACAGAUGCUGGUGAGCAUGCUGUACUCUGGACCGUACUACAUCAUGGCUCUCUACGGGCUGAUGGUCCCAGGAUGUGAGUGGAUGCCAGACCUCACGCUUGUACACUCAGGAGCUCUGGCACAGGCCCAGUUCUCUCAUAUCGGUGCUUCUCUCCACACUCGGACGCCAUUCUCCUACAGAGUGCCUGCCGACAGCCAGCCCGUCUUCCUGCUGGUCAACCUCCUGUACGCUGCGGUGCCUCAGGCUCUGUGCUACCGCUGCCGCUCACAGCCGGCCUUCUUCCUCAGGCCAGCGCUGGAUAAGAAGAUUGAAUGACAGAGUGCCGCGAAUUUCAAGGAUGCCUGAAUAAAAGGCUGAAGUACCUAUAAAGUACCUCUCUGUGUUUGCAUUUAUUAGCAGUCGCUACUUUUGGAGAGAGAGCUGCUCCGAGGUCAGUGGAGAUGUAAGAGGACAUGACAAAAUGCUCCAGUGCUGAAGAGAGUUUCUGUCAUUAAUGUUCUGCUGCGUAUUUUUAAGAACAUGCACAUUAAUAAAAUGUGUGCUCGUGUAAAGCAACAGCAAGCGAAGGAAAGCAAAGACAGUGUGACAGUACAGAUGCUCUGCUGCUUUCAGACUGUUGUACAGGAGACAAAUUACUGAACAGUGCUUAUUUUUCUUAAGUUUUUUUCUGCUUUCUUGUUGACACUGAAGUUUCUGUGCUUUGCCUUUUUUGGCAAUGGGCUGUCAAAUAAAACAUUUUA